CCUCUCGUUUCCCACAAUGCUCAGCGGACAUCACCACCAAGAUGGCCGACGCUAUGGAGGAAUAUGAGAAAGAAGCUGGCUGCGUCCCUAUUCUCCAUCCCGAGGAAAUCAAACCCCAGAGUCAUUACAACCAUGGCUACAGUGAGAACGUUAGCCGUAAAAACCACGUGGAUGACUACAGCACCUGGGAUAUCGUCAAAGCCACACAGUACGGCAUCUUCGAGCGCUGCAGGGAGUUGGUGGAGGCGGGCUUCGAUGUUCGGCAGCCAGACAAAGAAAACGUAACACUCCUCCACUGGGCCGCCAUAAACAACAGGAUAGACUUGGUCAAGUACUACAUAUCAAAGGGAGCCAUAGUGGACCAGCUGGGAGGAGACCUCAAUUCCACGCCUCUCCACUGGGCCACCAGACAAGGCCAUCUAUCCAUGGUGGUGCAGCUCAUGAAAUACGGUGCAGACCCCUCUUUGAUUGACGGCGAGGGAUGCAGCUGCGUUCAUCUGGCCGCCCAGUUCGGCCACACCUCCAUCGUGGCCUACCUUAUCGCCAAAGGACAGGAUGUGGACAUGAUGGAUCAGAACGGCAUGACUCCUCUGAUGUGGGCAGCCUAUAGGACACACAGUGUGGAUCCCACCCGGCUGCUACUGACCUUCAACGUUUCCGUCAACCUGGGCGACAAAUAUCACAAGAACACAGCGCUGCACUGGGCCGUGCUGGCCGGCAACACCACUGUCAUCAGCCUGCUGCUGGACGCCAACGCUAACGUCGAUGCACAGAACAUCAAGGGCGAAACACCGCUAGAUCUUGCCAAGCAAAGGAAGAACGUUUGGAUGAUCAAUCACUUACAGGAAGCGCGACAGGCCAAAGGCUACGACAGCCCGUCCUACCUGAAGAGACUGAAGAUGGACAAGGAGUUCAGGCAGAAGGUGAUGCUGGGAACACCCUUCGUGGUCAUCUGGCUGGUCGGUUUCAUCGCUGACCUGGAUAUUGACUCCUGGCUGAUUAAGGGCCUCAUGUACGCUGGCAUGUGGGUCGCUGUGCAGUUCCUUUCCAAGGCUUUCUUCGACCACUCCAUGCACAGCGCUCUCCCGCUGGGAAUCUACCUGGCCACCAAGUUCUGGAUGUACACCACCUGGUUCUACUGGUUUUGGAACGAUCUCCCUUUUGCCACUGUCCACGUGCCCUUCCUGUUGAACACCCUGGCUCUGUUCUACAACUUUGGCAAAUCCUGGAAGUCUGACCCGGGAAUUAUCAAAGCAUCAGAGGAGCAGAAGAAAAAGACAAUUGUGGAACUGGCAGAGACAGGCAGCCUGGAUCUGAGCAUAUUCUGCAGUACCUGCUUGAUACGGAAGCCCAUCAGGUCCAAACACUGCGCCGUGUGCAACCGCUGCAUCGCCAAGUUUGACCACCACUGUCCCUGGGUGGGGAACUGUGUUGGAAGUGGAAAUCACCGCUACUUCAUGGGUUAUCUGUUCUUCCUGCUCUGCAUGAUCUGCUGGAUGAUGUACGGCUGCAUUUCCUACUGGAGGAUCCACUGCGCCACCAGUUACGCCAAGGACGGCUUUUGGCUCUAUCUGACCCAGAUCGCCUCCUGCUCUCCCUGGAUGUUCUGGAUGUUCCUCAACAGCGUCUUCCACUUCAUGUGGGUGGCGGUGCUCAUCAUGUGUCAGCUCUACCAGAUCGCGGCUUUGGGAAUCACCACCAACGAGAGGAUGAACGCUCGGAGAUACAAGCACUUUAAAGUCACAGCCACGUCCAUCGAAAGCCCCUUCAACCACGGCUGCUUCAGAAACCUCAUAGAUUUCUUCGAGAUCCGCUGCUGCGGUCUGAUCCGGCCCGUGACGGUGGACUGGACCACGCAGUACACAAUAGAAUACGACCAGACGUCUGGCUCAGGCUACCAGCUGGUGUAGAGGAAGAAGAGGGGGUGGGGGAGGAGCGGGGGCGGGAGGGGAGUCGAGUCUCGCCGGUUGGAAGGGAAGUUUGGACGGAUGGCCCUCCCCGCUCCCCUCCGCCCCGCAAACCAAUCCCCCCCCCGCCCCUCCUCCUCCCCGGCGUUCAUAUCAGAGCGAUGCUGUUCUCGGGAGCGCUUGCUUUUUUUGGACCAUCUCUCCCUCACCGAUCAAACGACUUUGGGGGAAAAAAAAAAGAAGAAAAAAAAAAUCAGCCAGGACUCGCAUGCUGUUACGGGGAAACACCACACCGACACCCCGCCCUUCUCUCCGCCCCCCCCCUCUCAAACCACCACCUUUACUACUAUUACUACUACUACUACUACUACUAUUCUACAGCAUCAGACUUCAUUACUGUACCUCCACUGCUAUCAAACCCCUCCACCUCGUCUCUUCUCCCGAGCCCUUUGGACGGUGCGUUGCUGCCAGGCACGAACGGAGAGGAGAGAGGCCGACGGACGAGAGGAUUUCCAAAGUACAAGCUCUUCUGUUUGUUCUGGAGACGUGACGCUGCACGAACAGCAGCGCCUUAAAGUGGCAGUAUCGUUCUUUCCCCCUCCCCCCCCCCCCCACUCUAUAUCCUUAUUUAUGGUGUCCCUGUUGAUGUGCCCUGUAUGCAUUUUUUUUUUUUUUUUAAAUUUUUGAUUGGUUCGGGAACUCUCGCUGUUCCUGAGAUAAAUACCUGUGGUGGCUAGGAACGCUGAAGGAAAGUCUGUUUUUCUUUUCUUUUCUUUUUUAAAACCAGAAUUUGUUUCCAAGUACGAUAGAGAUAAGGGAAUGUCUUUGUAAGGUCUUGAUUUUGCACCGUGAUGAAUUCUGAACCGUACUGAUGAGGAUUUGCCAACGUAGUUGAACUUAUCAGAGGAAAGUGUCGGAGCCGCUGGAGGAGUCCAGCCGCUCGCCUGCAGAAGUUAAAGCCGCAGCGUAGAAGAUAGCCGAGUGUUUCCCUGGCAGAGAAAUGGCGUGAAAAACGGUUGAGGUGCGGCCGUAACGCAGGAUUGAGUGCGCGAGUUGGGACUCCUCCAGCGCUGCGCCACAGUAGACGCGACAGAAAAUAUCCUACAGACAAUGUGAUACAGGUAUAUUUAUUUUAAAACUAUUUAUAGAUAAAAAAAAAAAAAAAGACUAUGUUCUAGCGCCAUCAUUUUUACAUUUUGCAUCAUUAUAGCUGAGUAGGUUUUUAUGAGAAAAAAAGUUAUAAACCAAGUACCUGUAGCUGUUUGACAUGGAAGCCGGGGAACUUUACCAUAAAACUCUAUAUAGACGGCGAGUGUAUUUAUUAACAGCAGAGUAUAAGAGGAAGACCACGCAGCAGGAGGACGGACGAGUUUACCAGAGAGGUUUCAUUCCAUGCGUGUUGUUUUUGUUCUCAAGAAGCUGUAAAGUCUUAUUUGUAUUGUUUGUCGUUUGUCUGCCUACAACAUUGCACUGAUCGUUGACUUUUUUUUUUUUUAAAUUUAGUGACUUCUUUUUUGUUUUUUGGCCGUUACUGAACACAAGGGCCCUGCGGCGCCGCUUCACGACGGCGCUUCCAUUGUUUACAGAGAGGAGGAGGAGGAGGGGCCCAUCAGACAUGGCCGACUCCCAUCACUUCCUGUCUGGACCCCCACACACACACACACACGUGCGCGCGGUCGGCUCCGCAGCAGCAGCAGCAGCAAGAUUGACUGAAGUGUAAAGAAUGUGCAUCUGUACAUAAACGAUAUCUUUCUCUGUAAUUAUUUUCUUUUCGUCAGUGUUAGUCGAAGGUGCUCCUGGAAACCUUUUUUUUAAAUUAUUUUUAAGUUUUGGGGAUUUCUUCCAACCGAACGGAACGAAGAAGAAUCAAGUGACUAUACUCCGAGUGUAUGACUGUAGCUUUUCGUGAUGUCCGACACUGCUGUCUAUAGGCAUUUUAACCCCUAAAUACCCAGAUUAUCGCCCCGCCAAGAGACUCCACUGCAUGUACGAUGCUUGGGACAGCUGGGCUCUCGCCGUCCCCGCCCCCCGUCGACUUGACCCCCAUCGUCAUCACCAUGGUGACAGCCCAGCAAGCCACGUGUCUGUAUAUAGUGAAUGUUAAGUAUUUGCAAGUACUUUUCUGCAUUACGUUCGUUUGUCCGUUUCUUUUCAUGAGUUUUCUUUUCUCUCGAAUCCAGUGUGUGUUUAGUGGAACUUUUUUUCUUUCAGGUUGCCAGAUGUCCAGUCAGGCCCUCCUGUGCAAGUGUGUAAUAUAUUUGAAUGUUCCAUGCUUGUGGACUCUGUAGUCAUCCUAAAGUUGUUGUUUUUUUUUUAAUUAUUAUUAUUUUAAUUCUCUGUCAUAUGCCGCUGGGUUUGUUAUACCACUGGAUGUACAAAUUGUAAAGCAAAGACACUAGAGAACUAAAGGCAGACGCCAAACUUUUUUUUUUUGUUUUUGUUUUCUAAACAGCUGAAAUGUGAUCAUGCAAUAGUUUUAAGGAUAAAGGGAGGUUAUAUUACAUUAAAAGGCCUCCGGAAAACUUUUUGGGCCUCAUGUUUGCAUCACCAGAAGGGGACGGUUAUGUCAUCAUUCUACAUGUCACCCCCCCACCCCACCCUCCCAUCUCGCUAACCAACCACUGAUGUCACUUCUGCCCUACAAAGACGACAACGCAGCAGCUACUUUCUGUGCACUUUAAAAGGUCAUGACUUGGCUGUAAAGUUCAUAUCGGUUUCAGUAACUAACCACUCCUUAAUGCCUUUUAAGUGACAGGAGGUAAAUGUGUGCGAGUUGGUUUUUUUUUUUUGGUUUUGUUUUUUUUCUUUUAAGGGCA
Molecule: messenger RNA, 4723 nt
Organism: Acanthopagrus latus (yellowfin seabream)
Lineage: Eukaryota; Metazoa; Chordata; Actinopteri; Spariformes; Sparidae
Gene: zdhhc17
Product: zinc finger DHHC-type palmitoyltransferase 17
Exons: 17
Coding region: 42-1910 (622 amino acids)
Biological process (GO): protein palmitoylation
Cellular component (GO): Golgi membrane
Molecular function (GO): palmitoyltransferase activity; protein binding
Source: RefSeq, a predicted model, not a curated record